Messenger RNA from Bombus huntii, 9761 nucleotides. It is a transcript of the gene Ppa, whose product is annotated as F-box/LRR-repeat protein 14. The coding region runs from base 1527 to 2984 and encodes 485 amino acids. NCBI's taxonomy places the organism in Eukaryota, Metazoa, Arthropoda, Insecta, Hymenoptera, Apidae. The transcript has a single exon. Gene Ontology annotation, molecular function: protein binding. The record is from RefSeq and is a predicted model, not a curated record.
UCCUGACGAAAACUUAAAAAUGCCGCCGCAGCGCAACCCGAAUCGAUAUUCGCCAACGUAGUCACGUGACUGAGACUCGAGUGCUGGCAGCCAAUCGGGAUUUUGCUAGAAUGAAGUUUGCUCUCCUUCUAUAACAGAGCGACGACACGACAUCUAACUUUAGGUAACUGGAACAACAGUUCGCGACUGGCAGCGCACCGGUUUAUGUUUUGGCAAUGUGUCUCGUUUUGAAGCCAGUAAGCCAGUUACGCGAGUGGUUUUGUGACACGUUUAACCGUUAAGGCAGUGAAUACAAAGACAAUAUCACAAUAUCAGAGUGUGGAAAAGAAUAAAUUUGGCGCUUGACAUAAUUUGUUCAUAAUUUGUUUUUACCUGAAAAGGAGAUAACGGCGGUGUGCGUGUGAGUAUCGCUGAUACUCGUAUCGCGUCUAAGAAAAAGUAAUAACUGGGGUAAAGAGAGCAGAAUCGAAAAGAAAUCAACGAUCGCAAGCGAGAAAAAGUUCAGAAUAACGAGGGGAAGUGCUGGUGGGGUGAUACAAACAUCGAAGAAAGAGAAAGAAAAAUUUACUACACAUUGUACGCACGACACGCACGACGUACGCGUAUGCACACAUAUAUAGAUACGCGCGCUUGCGGGCGCGCUUACAGAUACAGAUACGUAAUAAAGUUAUAUACACGGGCAGUCAAGCACACGCACGCACACGCGCGCGCGCGUGCGCGCGUGUGUGUAUGUACUCUAUAGUAGAUGAAUAUAUACACGUAUUUGUACAUAUAUAGAAAGAGAAGAAGAAGAGAAGGACGGUGUGAGGGAGGUUAAAGGAGGGAGCUUGGGGAAGGAGCGAGGGAACGAGCGAGUAAGGGAGAGAAAUAUAGAGAACAAGAAAGAAGGAAGAAAGCGAAACGCGUGGAAGAAGGGAAAUAGGAAUCGAAAAAUACGGUAGUGUUACAUGUGAUAUGCGGUGUUUCGCGAGUGCUAAGCGAUCCGCGUGGGACAGAAAAUCGUAAAGCAAAACAAUCGACGAACUUUCUCCCUUUUGUUUCGUUUUGUUAGUUAGAAUGGGUUUAUCGUUGCUGAUAAAUUUAAUCAAACGAUCGGUACGACAGAAAAGUAAACUGUUCAAGACUGAUUAUUGCCGAUCUCGAAUUAAUAUUUAGACAAAAGAAUUGAAGAUUGUACUUGAAAUAUGAAUCGUGCAUGGUACAAGAUCGUUGAGUGUGAGGAAGAAGGAGAAUAGCGGUGCAUGGAAGAAAGGAAAAGCGAGAGUCAGAGGUGUGAAGAGAUGAUUCCAUAAAGACGGACUGGAGGAUAUUGGGGAAGGGAAGGGAAGGGAAGGGAAGGGAAGGGAAGGAAAGGAAAGGAAAGGGAAGGGAAGGGAAGAGAGAGGAAAAGACGGUAAGGCAAAGGAAACGGGAAAGAAGAAACAAAGAGAAGAAAGAAGGAAACGUGCGUGAAAUAAUUGUGAAGGCUCGAAGUUUUUGAAAAACGUGUAUAUGUGUGUGCGCGUGUGUAUAUAUCAGUGGGCAAGAUGGAGGAAAGUCAGCUGUUGAUGACGGAACUUCCGGCAUUGACGCCAAGUCGCGGCACAACGUUGCUUCAUCGUUCAGGACAUUAUUAUCAGUUACACCAGCCGCACCUGGCUGCGAUACCGACGUCGCCGCAGAAUCAGGGGAUUCUUUACAACUCAAGUAACGCGCCGUCACAUUAUACCAGCGGUGCGACGACUGGCCUACCGGUGUACGCGCAAGGUCUUUCGUCGAGGCAACAACCGCAAGUAACUGCUCGUGGUACUGUCACAGUACCGAGCACGCAUAUCUCCUGCCUGUAUCCUGAAAUAUUGGCGCUGAUCUUUAGCUACCUGGAGGUCAGGGAUAAAGGACGCGCUGCCCAAGUAUGUACCGCGUGGAGAGAUGCGGCAUAUUACCGGUCUGUCUGGCGAGGGGUUGAGGCCAGGUUACACCUAAGAAAGCAGGCCCCAGCAUUAUUUGCUAGUCUGGUAAGAAGAGGGGUAAAAAGGGUCCAGGUAUUGUCAUUGCGAAGAGGUCUCGGCGAUGUUUUGAAAGGCGUGCCGAACUUGGAGGCCUUGAAUCUUUCAGGUUGCUAUAAUAUCACCGAUGUAGGCUUAAUCAACGCUUUCUGUCAAGAAUAUGCCACGCUUAUCGAACUGAAUCUUUCACUGUGCAAACAAGUGUCGGAUAUUUCUCUCGGUAGGAUAGUGCAGUAUUUAAAAAAUCUCGAGCAUUUAGAACUCGGUGGUUGCUGUAACAUUACAAACGGAGGACUUCUCUGUAUAGCAUGGAAUUUGAAAAAGUUAAAAAGACUCGAUUUACGAAGCUGUUGGCAAGUAUCUGAUUUGGGUAUCGCUCAUUUGGCUGGUGUAAAUCGAGAAUCAGCCGGGGGAAAUCUCGCGUUGGAGCAUUUGAGUCUUCAAGAUUGUCAACGGUUGAGCGACGAAGCCCUCAGGCACGUGUCGAUCGGUUUAACUACCUUGAAAUCCAUUAACCUUUCGUUUUGUGUGUGCAUCACCGAUUCAGGGUUGAAACAUCUGGCCAAGAUGUCUAGCUUGCGCGAACUGAAUCUUCGAUCCUGCGAUAAUAUCUCCGACAUCGGUAUGGCUUAUCUCGCGGAAGGUGGCAGCAGGAUUUCCUCGUUGGAUGUAUCGUUCUGCGACAAGAUUGGAGAUCAAGCGCUCGUUCACAUUUCCCAAGGAUUGUUUAAUUUAAAAUUACUUUCUCUCUCUGCCUGUCAAAUCAGCGACGAAGGUAUCUGUAAGAUCGCAAAGACCUUGCACGAUCUCGAAACACUGAACAUCGGCCAGUGCAGCAGAUUAACGGAUAAAGGACUCUACACCAUUGCCGAGAGUAUGAAACAUUUGAAAUGUAUCGAUCUUUAUGGAUGCACCAGGAUAAGUACCAACGGUCUAGAGAGGAUUAUGAAGUUGCCGCAAUUGAGUACGUUAAAUCUUGGUCUUUGGCACGUGCGGUGAUGGCUUUUUCUCAACCGUACUACAUGCACUAUUUGCGUCCCUAUAUUCGUACGAGUAUUCGACGAACGUGUUUCCUCGGUGCCUGCGAAACAUCGCCGGAUGCCAUGCCGAUUUUAUACUUGUAUUUCUCCUAAUUAUUUUCUCUUUUAAUUCUUUUUUUUUCCUUUACCAACGUCCCUAACACUUCUUCUCCAUCCCACCCCGCCUACGCCGCGUCUUCUUACGUACUACUUUUUAUACGCUAUCCUAUCAAAUCACUUGUGGACAGUAGUAGCAACAGCAGCAGAUUCCUCGUCUUUUUUUUUUCUUUUUGAUCAUGCGACGAUUGUAUAAGAUGUCUCACACUCAUUUUUUCUUCUUCUCUUGCCAUCCUUGCGUAUCGUGUCAAAGACAAAUUUUCACACUUUUCGAUCAUUAAUGUUACAAAGUGACGAACAGGAUUCGUUAAUCAUCGGUUCCAUAUACAUAUAUACUUUAUUUUUCAGAACAAAAACUUUUUCUCAAAUUUUCAGUGCUUCGUUCAACCCGCACUUACUGCGAUAUCGGUAUAUCAAUAUUCAAUAUAUUUAUAUCAUUGGAAACUAAUUUCAUUUACGAUAAAUACGCAGCAUUUGCGUAUGUUCGAAAACCCAUUCGUUUCUUUAAUCGUACGUUUGUUUCCUUUGUCAUAACCUUAUCGGAAUUAAACGUUGAAGAUUUAAUUACACUCUAGUCUAACGUUUACGCUCUUUUCGUGCUUUCCAAAGCGUUCUGCAUAUGCACGCAAUGGAAAACGCGUAUCGAGCUGUUUCUUUAUUUCUUUAUUCCAUUAUCGUGUCAAGAAAUAUGCUUAUUUUCUUAAAUAUACAUACAUAUGUACAUACAUAUGAACAUACGAAUCUGAUACGUAAAUCUAUGUCUCUUUAAUGAACGAAAUAUCGUAACAAUUUAACCAAGGUGUUAUACUUGAUCGAUUAGAAUCAUUUGCCGCUCUCUCGGUCUCUUUGCAAUGUUUUAUACAUUUUUCAUCUUCUACGUAAACGUAUAUGCAUACCUUACAUAUAUGUAUUUGUAUUUACACGCAUAUACGCAUAUACGCAACAAUACAUGCACGAAGUAGGUAAUCGGUCAAAUAUUUUCUGUUACCAAACGUUUUGUCGUCGUAAUUGCGUAUUGUUUUCGAUUGAUCUCUUUGUACGAACAUUACCAAGUCUUUUACAUAAAAAGACCCAAGUUUCUCAAUUUAUUUCUUAAAUGUAAUUUCACGUAGAUACUUUUUAGUUAAAACCUUGCUAGUUACUCAUUACCAUCUGUUAUUUUUUUUUAUUCAUGUGCCUUCUAUAACGAGAUCGUUGUAUUUGUUAUUUGAGCGAAGAUCUUUUCGUCGAAUCAUCGUAAUUAUCUAACAUAUUACGCAUACCAAAGAAUACGGAGAUUAGAAUAAUACUAUAAUCGCCUGAUUCGUUCGUUUUCAACGUGAUUCGAUUAUUUUAAUAUGAGAUAGUAUGUAGAGACACACUCGUUAUGUUUGCCUGAUUAGCGAAAAUCGUUGCUUUUUUUUCAUAAUAUAAGUUCGAAUUUAGUAUGAUAGUAAGAAAAAUGUUAUCGAAUACGUACGCUUUGCUAGACUUCAGGUUAUAUGAUACGAUUAUUUUGUCUGUACAGAUAUUCCAUAACAUCAAACAUGCUUUUAUUUUAUAUAAAUGAUAUUGAAACAUAUAUCCGUUCCUUAAAAGCAUAUAAAUACAUACAAGCAAAGAGAAGAAAAAGAAACGAGAAAAAGAGGUGAGCGUGAGGAAUGAAAAGGAUUAGUACGUUGUAUUAUAUCUGAUUUAGCAAAUUUUCUGUUAUCGUAGGCAAGAAUUAGGUGAUAUUCUAUAUACGAACUGAAGAAGAUAAAAAUAUUGUGUAGGUAUAAAACAAAGUAUGCAUAUAGCAAUAAACAAAAUCAAAUUUAAUAGCAUAUAAUUUAAUCGUAGCAAUUUCAUUUGUCCAGACAAGUUACAAACAGAAUAUGUAUUAGAAUUAGAAGAAGCAACCUGCGUUGUUAUGUCAAUGUUGAAUUCGAAUGAAAUAGCAUAAUUCGAAUAGCAAAAUUAUUUGUUUCAACGUUUUAUUUGAUCAUGAUAAAUCUAAGUAUAUACGUCCAUAUGUCCAUCUUUUCGGAGGAUGUCAUAUUUCGGAUAAUUUUUGUUUAAAACAUAUAUUGGGGUUUUCCUUUUUAAUUUCUAUAUUGUGCAUUUGCACUUUUUGUUAUUUGUAGUCGGAAGAAAUUACAAUUACUAUUCGCGUAGAUAGCUUAUCGAAAAAGUUAUAACGCAUUUGACUAGGAUUUUUAGAUGCAUUAUCGUUAAGUAUCUUUGUAUUAGUUUUUUAAUAUUAUGUUCGACUAUUAUUGUUAUGGAUAAAGAUAGAUAGUAAAUUCUGAAGAAAGUUAAGUAUUGAUGACGAAGUAAUUAUUAAACAUGACUUUAGCAAGGAUCAUCAUUUGUAUCAGAAAUAUACAAUCUAAUUUUUACUUUUGAUAAUACAUGCACACGAUUUUUAUCUCUUUUAAUGAUUUAUACAACUCUAUUUCUUUACACUCUAAGCAAUUAAUUAUAUAUUUCUUUUCUUUAUUUAUAUAUCCGUGUGUGCAAUAUUUUGUAACUGCCUUGUGCGCAACAUUAAUGUUUCCGUUUUCUGCUUUAUUUGACUUUUUUCUUAAACAUUUUGAUCGAUAGAUCUAAUACAUCUAUGUACGUAUAUAUUUUAGUUCUAUGUUCUUAUACUAAACUAACAUAUAUUUUUGCAUUUAAAAAAUAUAGGUAAUUAAAACGACAAAAAAUGUAGGAAAAAAGGAAGCAGUAAUAUUAGUUGACAUGAAUAUGUUACACAAAUUUGUACAAAUGGCUUCUCAGUCAUGUAUUCGAACAGUAAUAAAAACAAUUCUCAAUAUCAAUGACUUUUUUCAAAGUACUACAUGGGUAUAUGAUAUAUAUUGUAUUUAGAAUGUUAACCAAUAAGAACUUUUUUAUUAAUAAUGUAAUACAAACGAUAAAUAGUUGGUAUUUAUUUGCAGCCAAAAGUAGAACUUUGUUUCGCAUAUAAAUCCAUUCAUGUUUUAAAAUGUGUAAAAUUUAGAAUAGAAAGUGAAUGAUGUUCUAUUAAAAAGAACAUGGUUAAGUUUACAAAUAUAUCCAGCUGAAUUAUGAAAAUAAUUCAACUUAUCUUGUUUUUGGUGUAUCUUGAUGUUUUUCGAAGAUUUCCACCACCGUGAUGGAAUUAGACUUCAUAAAACAUUAUAAAUACAUCUUACAGUAUAAGAAAAGAAUCUUACAUUUUCGAUCAUUAUAAGUAAAUAAAUAAUUUUUCAUGCUUAAUGUGUUCUUAUAAUAAACAAAGAAAACAGCGAAGGAUACUAGAUCUAGAAAGUUAUUUCUGAGAUGAGAUAUCAACUUUCAAUCUUUUUCUUAUUCUAAAUUUUUACAUACUUUUUCAAGUUAUAAUUCUAUUUAAUGAAUUUUAUUUGGUCAGCUAAUAUAAGAAUUGCUUCAAAAACGCUCAUAUCUUCGAUGUGUAAUAAAAAAAAUUUAACGCCCCUUUUUAAGUUCUGUCUUUUCCAAGACAGUAUCUUUUAGUAGUCAUUUUAUAUUUAUAUUUUCAAAAUGUUUUGUCGUAACUCUACACGUUGUUAAAGUAAAAAGAUUGCAUGUAUCUAUAUUUUCCACUAGAAUAUUAUUAAAUAUUUCUAACAAUCGUUCAUAGACACGUUUGUAUUCAGGUACUCAACAUUAAAAUGAAGAAAAUGCUGAAUCUUGAUCAUUCGUUGCUACAUACGUACAUAGCAUGUUUAAAAAAAAAAAACUUAUACAGUUAAUUUGAAAAAUGUUCAUUUACGAUUUUAUCAAUACAUGUGGCACAGAUUUCAAUUUUCAAUGAAUAAAAAUCAACUUAAUUAUGAGCAUAUACUAGCGCUCUUACUAUUGCUCGGAUCUACCGAAUGUGAUACUCGGGUACUCACUGAAUUCACAUCCAGGUAUCCGAAUAUAACUGAGUACUUGGUUACUCGCUCGAUUUAGAUCCGAGUAUCCGAAUACUUGAUUACUUCUGUACCAACAUCCAAAGGGUGGUGUAAUACUUCUGAGGUACAAUGUCUUUUGCCAGAUGAUAAUAAAGCGUUCAUAACAACAACAAUAAUAACAAUAACAAUCCACGAAUGGAUUGGUCAAAAUAAGGACACCUUUCCAACACCGCUGCUAAGAAACUUGCCACAUUCUAAAAAAAGUUAAUAAGAGGAACUCUUUCGGAAUGACGCGAGAAGGUGUCACCCUGAACUUUAUUCAUGCAGGAUCCACUUCGCGCCCCACUCGGACAAAAGUAUGACAGUAUUCGCACCGUUCGAUGUAGAAAGCCGAGAUGAGCUAUGUAUACAUAGACAUAUCAGUUGACAGUUUUCUUCUUCGUUAUCAUUAGCCCACAGACAGUCGUUAUGUAAAACAAUAAAUAAGUUAGUCAUAGCCAUGAGAUAGUUUUCAUUACAGUUACUCGUUAAAAUUGAGAUUGUCUAAGGAAUAAACGAUUUGAAUAAAUGCACGAUGUAAUUAACGAUCACCUUACGUAAUUAUAGGCUAUGAUGUUAGUUUAUAAUUUCUAAGGACGUCUUCUUUGUCUUCCUUGAUGAUUUAGAGCACUGCCUCUUCACAUCCGAUCAUCGCUGGUAGGACAACAGCUGUAGCUGCAUUUACUCUUCGUUUUCUUUGCGGUAUCUUUGUACUUUUGAUUUUGUCCUUGUACGCUUUAUUCAAGUUAUUUUUCUCUUCAUAGCAUACUUUAACGUCCGCUGUAAACCGUAACACGACCUGUAAUGACUGCAUCAGACUGACACAGCUGAUUCAUUACAUUGAUCAGUGGUUCUUUGAAUAUCGUGCACCGUUUAACAGCUUUUUCGAUGAUCAAGUCGCAUACCUCGUUGUGUCUUCUUAUGCUCUACGUCUUAAUGAAUAUAUACAUGCCUAAUAUGUAGUCCUGGUAAACUCUAGGCUUGGACUUCACAUCUUCUGCAUCUGAAGUGAAUACUGUUUCUAACUCUUCUUAGAGCCACCCUUGUCCCAUGGUGGGUCACUGUAAAUCCAUAGAUGCGGCGUACUUCUUAACAAUACUAUAUUAAUAUUACUAAUAUUAAACUUGGUUUCCUUAAGCUAAACUCAAAUAUAUAAGAAAAGCUUCAUAUAUAUUUGAAUAACCAUGAAAAAAACGUUGUACCCGGAUACUCCACUACUCAUGCUUAUAUUUAGGUAGUGCGGAUGGUAAGAGCCCUAGCAUAUAACUUAACUCAUUUUUGUACAAUAUGUUUUGAACAAUACAAUAUUUGAACUUUAAAGAAUUAUUAGUAUUUUGCCUCUAAAACUUUGACUUUUAAAACAGCAUUAAUUGAUAUAUUUUCCGUUAAAUUUUGAUAAUAUUUAAUUUCGUUGGUUUUAAAUCCAGAAUAGUAUAAAUCGCUUAUUCGUAUUUUUGAUAAUUAUAAUUUCCCACAGGGUUUAGAUUGAAAUUUUAUAUUGACUAAUCCAAACUAGAAAGUUGUUGAAUUUUUAGCCAAUUCUGUAUGACUUCUCCGUACUUUUUUCAAUGAACGGUAAUAUAAUUCCAUUCAGAGUACUAGUAUUAUUAUUAGUGUACUAGUAAUACUAGUACAAAGUACUAUUAUUAACUUUUAUCUCAUCAAAUUAGAUAAUUAUAGAUUUUCAAAGUUGUUUUUCUCAAAAUGAAAUAUUUUUUUGAAAGCUUGUUUAUGUUAUGUUAUGUUAUUUCUACUUGCUAUUUCUGACAUCCUUUUUGUUCAUGUUAAUAAUGAUCUGUAUCCGUUAUUUACAUUCAGACAAUUGAAAAUGUAAAAAGAAGAUGUAAAAUGUAUUCGAAUGAUAUAGGAAAUUACGUAGAGAUUAUGUUCUAGAUGAGAACUCUAAAAAUGAAGGAACAACGUUUGUUAUCUAAAUGUUCUUAUGUUAGAGUUGGGUUAUUAUCAACAAAACAGGACGUGUUAAUUUUGAAUUCAUUAAUUAUCAUGAUACUACCGAUAAUGCAUACUUACGUUCUGGCAAAUAAUAAAUUUGUUAGGAACUGCUAGUCAAAUGCACAGACAUUUUUGUUCGAAUUAGUGUAUAUCAAAUAUUUGUCAAUCUACGACUAACAAUAUGUUAAGAGAUAAAGUGCAGUUGAUUUAUAUUUUUAAAUUAUAAUACUUAUACGUAUUGAAUUUUAUUUAAUUUUUAUUGAUAACAAGUAUGUAUAUUAAUUCGUUUUUUCAUAUUGACUUGUUAUUUUCAUAUUUGGCAAAUUUAUCUCAUUUCGAUGAUGAUAAAUUGAUAGUUGUAAAUAACUUCUGUUCCUAAGUAUUAUUUUACCACAGUUGUAUGUUACCAUGCUCAUUUAAAUCAACAGUCUCUAAAGGAUGCAUAUUUAAUAUCUAGAGACGUAUAUACAUGCAUAUAUUUGUGUACGCCUUGUUUUUGCAGGUCAAUUUUUUACAUUGACUGUUUGUAAAAAGGUUAUCUCAUUACUCACUUCAAAUUGAGAAAUUGUAAAAUACAACUUUGUUAUAGAAAAUUAUACGUAAAUUCAUUAUGACAGUUACUAGCAGCUGUUGCUAUUAGCCGUUACUGACAUGCAGAAACAUGGCAAAUAUCCUUAUAAACAAUUAUUGACGAUUCACUAUUGACGUUAAACGUGUUGACACUGCGAAAAGUAAUUGCGUUUGUUAAUAUUUUAUAAUAUAUUUCUUUAAAUGUUAAUACAUUUCAUUUGUAUUUUUACAAA